UUGCUAAACUUCAGUGAAUCUUCUCUGGAGUCAUUGAUGGUGCACUCCCUAUCUUAUCAGGCGCUUCUCCGGAGACUUGUCGAGUCUCUCCGGAGGCACUCAAAUAUUUUUGCACAGCAAAUAGAUAAGGCAUUUUACUGUUCGGUGGAAAAUUCAUCACGUGUCUCACGGACACUCGCCAUCUCCUUCUCUCUCGCGCACAAAUCGAUCACCACGAGCGGCCCCAAAAAGCUCCGUCGCAUUUCCCUCGCUCUCCAGUGCCCAAUAAAACGUCCAAGUGGCCACAAGUCCAGCCACUUCAAUCCAAGUGCCUCUUCAUGCUUUUCCACGAUAAUUUCUGUGCCUAUGAGUGAGAUUUACAGUGUCUCAGCAAUCGUGCCUAUUUUUCUUUAAACAAUUUUUUCCGUGAAAAAUCGUGAAAGUUCUCUAAAAGUUUGAUUUGAUAAAAAUGUCUCCUUCCGUGAGUGUCCUGAAGAGGCAUCAAGCCAUUCCAAUACUUUAUACUCGAGGAACGCACUAUGAAGUAGGAUUCGAUGUGGGUCGUACCUUUGCCGCCUUAAUCAGAGAAUUCCUAACGCUAUCAGAACCCUUGAAUUCUACUUACCUGCCUAUGUACAAUACCAAUGAAGGGCGCCAGGUGUACAAUGAAACACUGGAGUCUGUACGGCGUUCCUUUCCCCAGUAUAUCCGGGAGUUGGAAGGAACGGCUGAUGGAGCUCAGGUGGAAUUUCACAAGCUCUUCCUUCUACAUAUGGACGAUAUUACGCCCAAAGCUGUGGCGGGGAGGAAUAGUGUUGACCAACCUAUUGGAUGCACCAGCAUCUGUGUCAAUCAACCAGGGCAGGAGAUAAUAGGCCACAAUGAAGACACUCUUCCGGAAGUUAUGAAUUUCUUUUAUCUGGUGUCAGCUCACAUUGUCUGUGAUGAGCCUCAAGGGAAGUACCGAGUGAAGGAGGAGCAUUUCACAUCCCUCUGCUACGCUGGCCAUCUUCCAGGCUACACCAUGGGCUACAAUCACCACGGACUGAUCUUUACCAUCAACACAAUCAGUGCAGAUACACUCUACAGCGGAAAGACUCCUCGUCACUUCAUCACACGAGCCCUUUUGACUGCAGACACCUUUGUCCAGGCUCAGCACAUCAUCAGAGACACCGGAGUCGGUGCUGCUGAUGCAUGCUCCAUCAAUAUGACCUUCCUCCGGCAAGAAGGACCCAGAGUUUUUCACAACAUCGAAAUGGGUCCUUCUGAAAACAACGAGAGUUAUGUGGAUGUGAAAACGGCCAGUACAGGGGAGUAUUUGUCGCACUGCAACAAGUACUUGCGUCUUCCUGUACCGGAAGUCACUGGUCUGAUCAUAGAUUCGAGUGUGGCACGUAUGGCAGUGUUGAAGAAGUUGGGAGAGCCAAAGAACAGGGAUGAUGUCAUAAAGAUGCUGGGCGAUGAUUCACACAAGGUCCAUCCCGUUUACCGUGCAAGACGCGAUGAUCCCAUCAAAACCAUCGCCACGGGGAUUUUUGACUGUAUCGCACGCACUUGGACUCUCUAUUCGGACAAUCCCAAAAACAAUGAACCGCUUUUUGUCCUACCACUUGUUCUCCGAGAUUAAUCCCAGUGGAUGUUCCCUUUUUUUCAUCCAGAAAUUCCAUAGAAAAAUUAUUUUACUCACAACACAAGUUCACCGCAUUUUUUUGUCCAAAUCCGAAGAUUAGGAGCCAGUCAGACACUUUCUUAUCAAAUUGCAGUAUGUGCUUCAAAUUGGCCACUCUCCAGUGAUAAGGAAUUUGUGUAAACAUCGGCCUCUCCAAAAAAUUGAGCAACAUUACACUCAACUUGUAGAACUUACUAUAAAUAAAAUUUUUGCCCAAAGGCUUUUCGAGACUUAAAA
Messenger RNA from Phlebotomus papatasi, 1885 nucleotides. RefSeq names its product beta-alanyl-dopamine/carcinine hydrolase (gene tan). The coding region runs from base 449 to 1606 and encodes 385 amino acids. NCBI's taxonomy places the organism in Eukaryota, Metazoa, Arthropoda, Insecta, Diptera, Psychodidae. The transcript has 4 exons. The record is from RefSeq and is a predicted model, not a curated record.